GGAUCAAUUAGUGGCUCCCUUCGACCACCUAUCUCAUAACAGCUCAGUAUUUGUUUCAUCGAUCUCCAUUACCUCUUUUCUGGAUCCGAACACUUUUCCCAUUGUGUUGUGUAAGAAAUGAAUAGAAGAGACGAGAGCAAUUCUCUUCCGCCUUCUAAGAGAAUGCACGUGGAUCUUACUCACGAACCAUCUUCUGAAACUAUGGUUGAUGAUUCUGAGUAUUCUUACAGUGAUAAUAACCCUUCUGAAGAUCCUUUGAUUCCUACGAAUGAUAUUCAUGUAGUUGACAACAGGUCUUAUUGUAUAAGACCUGCACGUAUCCUAAUUUCUGUUGAAGAAUUUGUAAAUUGUAAAUACAUAUCAGAGAUGCUGCAGUCCCUUUGCAAGCAAGUUGGACUCCUGGUUUCCUUUGAUGUAUACUCAAACGAAUUUACGCUCAUUGAUUUCCUAAAUGCAAACAAGUACGACCUCGUGUUCAUCCACCAAACCCUCAUCUACGGCAAGCAUGGUGACCACCUCAUUCUAAAUCUUCGCUGUCUUUUAUCCUUUACUCCUGUCAUCAUUGUCGGACUCAGCAGCAACUACGCCUCCCUAAUGUCGCUCUGCGACUUCACCGCGUUUCUCCGCGUUCCCUUCACCGACGCCGAUCUCCUCCACUACAUUCUCAAAUACGUUUUCGAGGUCUACGAGGCCAAAGUCUUCCAGACCGACCUCCAGAAAAUCCCAAAAAAGCGCAGGCUUCGCUUCGACGGUUUCUCUCACCGCGGUUUUUUUUGA
This is a messenger RNA of Blastocystis hominis, 777 nucleotides long. RefSeq lists its product as hypothetical. Lineage: Eukaryota; Bigyra; Opalinata; Blastocystidae. The transcript is spliced from 5 exons. Bases 118 to 777 code for a protein of 219 amino acids. The record is from RefSeq and is a predicted model, not a curated record. Gene Ontology annotation, biological process: phosphorelay signal transduction system.